GUGAUACCUCUAAAAAAGAAGAAGAAAAAGUAUUCUAAUUGUUACGAUUUGUAAUAUGAAUAUAAGUGUAUAAAAAUGAUGGAACCUUUGAGUUUUAUUCCUUCGAGAGCCUCACAAAAUAAGAAAGUUGUUAAUUUCGAAAAAGUUGUAUUCGAAUCUUACAAAAGUAAAAAACCAAAAAGUAAAUCUCUCGUAUCCGAAAACAAGGAAGAUAAAGAAGAGAAACGAGAGCUUAAUAUGAAACAGACUAAACAUGAAAUUAUCAAAUUAGGAAUGUCUGGAUUAGAAGGACAACAAAAAGAAGAAGCUAAGAUAAAUUUACUAAUUAAACUAGGUGCUAAACCUCCUAAAAAUAAAAACAAAAAUUAUAAAUUACUCCAACAGGAAAGAAAGAAAGCGAAAGAAGAAAAAGCGAAACAGAUGGAUUUUUCACAAUUGGGGAAAAAUAAAAUAGGAAAAUCGACUGCUAAAGGAAAAAGCUUUGACCGAAAAAGGAGGAAAGAAAAUUUGUUGUCAGUGUAUGGAAAAGUCAAACGUCAAUAAAACUUUGUAGAAUGUA
Messenger RNA from Diorhabda sublineata, 559 nucleotides. RefSeq lists its product as uncharacterized. Lineage: Eukaryota; Metazoa; Arthropoda; Insecta; Coleoptera; Chrysomelidae. The record is from RefSeq and is a predicted model, not a curated record. The transcript has 2 exons. Bases 76 to 543 code for a protein of 155 amino acids.